AUGGGUUCCAAGGCCUCCACAAGCACCGUAGCUCUCUUUCUUGCCUUUAACCUUAUCUUUUUCACUCAGGUCAGUGCCACGAUCCUCCCUGCUUGCACAUCUGUCGUGGACUUGACUGUAUGCCUUGCUUUGCUGGGGGUCCCCAUCAUAGAUAUAGGUAGUCCAUGCUGCGGUUGCUUUACUGACCUUGUUGACCUCGACGCAGCUGCUUGCCUUUGCGCCUACUUGAAAACUCGGAGCCUCCUCACCCUGGAUCUCACAGCUACCGUUACAGCGAUUGUGAAUGGCUGUGGCAAGACCUAUCCAUCAGGGUACCAAUGUCUCUGA
This is a messenger RNA of Coffea eugenioides, 327 nucleotides long. RefSeq names its product putative lipid-binding protein AIR1B. The coding region runs from base 1 to 327 and encodes 108 amino acids. The transcript has a single exon. The record is from RefSeq and is a predicted model, not a curated record. Lineage: Eukaryota; Viridiplantae; Streptophyta; Magnoliopsida; Gentianales; Rubiaceae.